Messenger RNA from Gymnodraco acuticeps, 1519 nucleotides. RefSeq names its product opticin (gene optc). The record is from RefSeq and is a predicted model, not a curated record. The transcript is spliced from 8 exons. Gene Ontology annotation, molecular function: protein binding. The coding region runs from base 205 to 1254 and encodes 349 amino acids. NCBI's taxonomy places the organism in Eukaryota, Metazoa, Chordata, Actinopteri, Perciformes, Bathydraconidae.
CAGUGAACCACAGGAGCCCUCAGGGACUCUGGGACCAGUCUGAGCACCCAGGGAUAAAGCAGCCAAGAAUAGCAACAGGAUCAGAACAACUGAAUGCUGUGGAGUCUUCAGCAUACAGCAGAACCAGGGCAAAGCAAAAAAUAAUAGAACAAAAAACAAACCUGAACAAGAAAGGCGGGAUCUCCCCACACCUCGGGGAAACAGAUGACAUGUAUGCACGCUGGCUACGGAGUUGAUUUAUUCCCCAAACUUUGGCAGCAGGUAGCCCCCUUGUUUGAACUCAGGAUGUCUCUGAUGAUGGCACUUGUCUUGGCCGUGGUCUUCAUGGGCCCCUCCCCUAACAUGGCAGCCCCUACAGGUGUGACAGAUGAGGAAGCUUUUGACCUUGAAAACUACAGCCUGAACAGUGAGAUGGACUGGGAGAACCUAGACGUCAACAUCUACGGAGACAGUUAUGAUUAUGAUGACUUGGACCAAGAGAUUGAGGUGGGCACCGUAGCUCCAGACCCCCCCUCUGCAGCAAGCCUGCCCACAGCUGAGUACCAUGAGGAGGAGCUGACCCUGCCCCCAGCUCCCUUCACUCUGGACUUCAAGGGACCGGGUCUCUUUGGCCCUGAUACUGGCCUUGGUAUGCCCACCUGCUUGCUGUGUGUGUGUAUUGGUGGGAGUGUGUACUGUGAUGACACAGGCCUGGAUCAGAUCCCACUCCUUCCUAAAGACACCACCCAUUUUUAUGGCCGCUUCAACAACAUUCGACAUGUCAAGAACACAGACUUUAACUACCUCAAUCAACUCCAGUCCAUUGAUCUGACAGGGAACCAAAUUUCAGGGAUGGAUGAGGAUGUGUUUCUGUCUCUGCCGCAGCUUCACCAGUUGCUGCUGGCUGAUAACAACCUGCAGAGCAUGCCUGAGCUGCCAAUCACCAUGAAAUACAUCGAUCUACGCAACAACAGGCUGAUCAGUAAUGGGGUACAUUCUGAGGGAUUCAAGGACAUGAGCCAGCUGGAGUUCCUCUAUCUGUCUGACAAUAAACUGGAUUACAUUCCUGUACCACUACCACUGGGUCUGAGAGUUUUACACCUGCAGAAUAACAACAUCCAGACUCUGUACGAGGACUCCUUCUGUAACAGCCAUGAUCGCCACUUCAUCCGCCGUAACCUGGAGGAUAUCCGCCUGGACGGCAACCCCCUAAACAUCCAGCUAUUUCCCCAGGCCUACGUCUGCCUGCCCCGCCUGCCUGUAGGGAGCCACUGAGGUUAUAGAUACUGUCAUGGGGUUGGAAAAUGUCCGGUUAAUCAGAAAUACUUGUAUUUGUUAUGUCAGUGGUAAGUGAAUGUUCUAGGAUAUAUUUUAUUCUGUGUACCAACUUUUCAACACACACUAACAAACGCCUGUAUUUUCAAAGAUAGACGCAAGUGUUCCAGCAAUACAAGACCCAUGUUAAUGGGACUCUGUCACGCUGUUGAAAUACUGUGAUAGUGAGAAACGACAUAAAUAAUUACAAAUAUUAAAAAAAAAA